CUCAUCUCCUGCAACAGCGACAGUUCAGGAGAAGAUGAUGAGUCUGUGUAUAUGUCAGACGUGUUCCAAGACUACAGUGGAGAUGAGGAAGAUAACAACAGUGAGGAUGAUGAGGUGGACGAUGGAGAGAGCUGGGAAACUAAAGGUGUGGGUCUACCUCUAUAUACACAAUGAUUCACACUUGUCAUCAUGUCUUCCUUUAGACACAGAUGAAGACGAUGACAGCAGUGAUGAUGAUGAUGAAGAGACAGAGACAGAGGAAGGAGUGGGUCCAGCCAUUUUCGUUGAAAAGACCACCAGUUUUGGAGGUGCAGUCACCCUGGAGGAGGAUGAGACAGACCAUGACGAUAUCCUCCAGUGCUGGGGGGACAUGCUGGAGUCAGCCGUCCAGCAGUGCAACUACCAAGAUGGACCGGCACUGUCCAGGACCUCCUCCUCGGAGGAAUUGACAGCCAUU
Molecule: messenger RNA, 457 nt
Organism: Geodia barretti
Lineage: Eukaryota; Metazoa; Porifera; Demospongiae; Tetractinellida; Geodiidae
Source: the annotation of a GenBank genome assembly